AUGUUUGCCACUCUAAACCGCUUUGUUAUGCGCCAGUCGCGCAUGUUCUCCACAUCCAAUGUUCAAUUGGGCUCCAAAGUAUUCUUCGAUACCAGUAUCAACGGCACCAAGCAGAGCAGAAUCGAGUUCGAGCUGUACAACGAGGUUGUUCCCAAGACCGCAGAGAACUUCAGAGCGCUGUGCACUGGUGAAAAGGGAUUUGGCUACAAGGGUGUUCCGUUCCACAGAGUUAUUCCCAACUUUAUGUUGCAGGGAGGUGACACCGAUUUGACCAACGGUUACGGUGGAAAGUCGAUCUACGGCAGUAAGUUCCCAGACGAGAACUUCGUCAAGAAGCACGAGAAAGCGGGACUUUUGUCGAUGGCCAACGCUGGACCCAACAGCAACGGAUCUCAGUUUUUCGUGACUACUGUGCCAUGCCCAUGGUUGGACGGCAAGCAUGUGGUGUUCGGCGAAGUCACCAAGGGUAUGGAUGUCGUGAAGCUCAUCGAGUCGUACGGAACCAUGUCCGGCAGACCUCGUGCCAAAAUCGUUAUUGAAGAAGCCGGCGAAGUGUAA
Molecule: messenger RNA, 558 nt
Organism: Lachancea meyersii CBS 8951
Lineage: Eukaryota; Fungi; Ascomycota; Saccharomycetes; Saccharomycetales; Saccharomycetaceae
Source: the annotation of a GenBank genome assembly